GUGGAAGCAGAACAGCCAUAUAGGUUGCAACUUGCAACCAACACUUACCUUCGCUGACUCUAUUCUCUAGUAUCAGAAUGUCGCACAUUGCUUUAACUGCAUCAGCCACCGCCACCGUCGUGGCGUCUCACCGCCGCGCGAAGCAAUGGAGCACGCUAUUUCCGAGUUGUUGGAGAAGCAGGGGAACCAAUUCAUCCUUGGUCGCAAAUUCUCCUCGGAAACGGUUGCAAUUGCGGUUUCUUGCUUCGGGGGAAAAUGGCGGCAAUGGAGGUGUUGGGGCCGAGAUAUCUGAAACCGAAAAAGCACCCGCGAAUUUCGUGUGGUCUGAUAACAAGAAGCCUAGGGUUUGCAUAUUAGGCGGUGGAUUUGGUGGUUUAUAUACUGCUUUAAGGUUGGAGUCACUCGAGUGGCCUGACGAUAAGAAACCACAGAUUGCUCUUGUCGACCAGUCUGAACGUUUUGUUUUCAAGCCAAUGUUGUAUGAGCUUCUCACUGGAGAAGUGGAUGAAUGGGAAAUAGCUCCCCGUUUCUCAGAUUUGCUGGCAAACACUAGUGUACAGUUUUUCAAAGACAGAGUAAAGUUCUUGCAUCCCUCUGAUCAUUGGGGAAUGAAUGGAUCCAAAGCAUCUAGUUGUGGAGGCACUGUUCAUCUUGAAAGUGGCCUUCUUAUUGAAUAUGACUGGCUGGUUCUUGCAUUGGGAGCUGAAGCUAAACUGGAUGUUGUACCAGGGGCGGCUGAAUUUGCAAUUCCUUUCUCAACACUAGAGGAUGCACUUAAAGUUAACAAUAAGUUAACAACAUUAGAGAGAAAGACCUUUGGUAAGGACUUCCAGAUUAGUGUUGCUGUUGUUGGGUGUGGGUACUCCGGAGUUGAGUUAGCUGCAACUGUAGCAGAGCGAUUACAGAAUAGAGGGAUUGUGAGAGCAAUUAAUGUUGCAACAACAAUUUGCCCAAAUGCCCCACCUGGCAAUAGGGAAGCUGCACUAAAAGUUCUUUCAUCCAGGAAGGUCGAACUUUUAUUGGGCUAUUUUGUCCGCUGUAUUCGGAGGGUCAGUGAAUUGGAGUCUUCAGAUACCCUGACAGGGGUAGAUGAAAAUUGCCUUGUAGUACAUGAUUUUGAGAAAUAUAUAUUGGAGCUGCAACCUGCUGAAAGGGAAGUGCAAAGUAAAAUCAUUGAAGCAGAUCUGGUACUGUGGACUGUUGGAUCCAAACCUCCUCUUCCUCAGCUGGAACCUUCUGAUGCACCAUUUGUAAUUCCACUUAAUGCCCGGGGACAAGCUGAAACAGAUGAAACUCUUCGUGUUAAGGGUCACCCACGGAUAUUUGCUCUUGGUGACUCUUCUGCAUUAAGGGAUUCAAAUGGAAGGAUCCUUCCAGCCACUGCACAGGUUGCUUUUCAGCAAGCUGACUUUACUGGUUGGAAUCUGUGGGCUGCAAUCAAUGGGCGUCCGCUUUUGCCAUUUAGGUUUCAGAAUCUAGGUGAGAUGAUGACCCUGGGAAGAAAUGAUGCUGCCAUUUCUCCGAGUUUUGUUGAGGGGCUAACCUUAGAAGGUCCUAUUGGUCAUACUGCGAGGAAGAUAGCUUAUUUGAUCAGGUUACCGACAGAUGAACAUAGGCUUAAAGUGGGGAUCAGCUGGCUUACAAAAUCUGCUAUUGAUUCAGUGUCAUCGCUACAAAGUACCUUAUCCAGAGUCCUUUCGGGAUCAUAGCUCAUUCAGAUUCAUGCAUAAAGCAUCAUGGCUAACAUUUUUCUGUAGAGAGAGACUACGGAGUUUAUCAGCCAUGGCUUUGUUCCUGAAUCACGGAGGAUAUAAGAUGGGUAUCAUGAUUCAACUCUAAAAUACAAGAUCCAGUGCAUCGAUUAUUAAUCAAAAAAUUGGAAAUAUUUGUGUUGUUCAAUUUCAAUCCGCACCCAUGGUUAUCAGUAUUUAUUAUGGAUUUUGCUAAUAUUGUGGCAUUGGGCUUUUCUAGAAACAGAUAUCUGAGAAUAUGGAGCCCCAUCAUCAUCUCUCAAACUAUUAAUGAAUGCAUGUUUAUUAGUUUCCUUAUAAUAGUCAUA
This is a messenger RNA of Gastrolobium bilobum, 2059 nucleotides long. Its product is annotated as alternative NAD(P)H-ubiquinone oxidoreductase C1, chloroplastic/mitochondrial. Gene Ontology annotation, cellular component: chloroplast. NCBI's taxonomy places the organism in Eukaryota, Viridiplantae, Streptophyta, Magnoliopsida, Fabales, Fabaceae. The transcript is spliced from 12 exons. The record is from RefSeq and is a predicted model, not a curated record. Gene Ontology annotation, molecular function: NAD(P)H dehydrogenase (quinone) activity. Gene Ontology annotation, biological process: aerobic electron transport chain; phylloquinone biosynthetic process. The coding region runs from base 78 to 1709 and encodes 543 amino acids.